Messenger RNA from Thunnus maccoyii (southern bluefin tuna), 2628 nucleotides. It is a transcript of the gene tmem178, whose product is annotated as transmembrane protein 178. The transcript has 4 exons. NCBI's taxonomy places the organism in Eukaryota, Metazoa, Chordata, Actinopteri, Scombriformes, Scombridae. The record is from RefSeq and is a predicted model, not a curated record. Gene Ontology annotation, biological process: regulation of cytosolic calcium ion concentration; negative regulation of osteoclast differentiation. Bases 1856 to 2389 code for a protein of 177 amino acids. Gene Ontology annotation, cellular component: endoplasmic reticulum membrane.
CAACAAGCCUUAAAGGACUGAACGGGCCUUAAAGGACUCAACGGGCUUUAAAGGACUCAACAAGCCUUAAAGAACUCAACAAGCCUUAAAGGACUCAACAGGCUUUAAACGACUCAACAGGCUUUAAAGGACUCAACAGGCUUUAAAGGACUCAAUGGGCCUUAAAGGACUCAAGCCUUAAAGGACUCAAUGGGCUUUAAAUGACUCAACGGGCCUUAAUGGACUCAAGCCUUAAAGGACUCAAUGGGCUUUAAAGGACUCAAGCCUUAAAGGACUCAACGGGCUUUAAAUGACUCAACGGGCCUUAAUGGACUCAAGCCUUAAAGGACUCAAUGGGCCUUAAUUGACUCAAGCCUUAAAGGACUCAACGGGCUUUAAAUGACUCAACGGGCCUUAAUGGACUCAAGCCUUAAAGGACUCAAUGGGCUUUAAAGGACUCAAGCCUUAAAGGACUCAACAGGCCUUAAAGGACUCAACGGGCCUUAAAGGACUCAACGGGCUUUAAAGGACUCUAUACGAGCCUUAAAGGACUCAACGGGCUUUAAAGGACUCAACAGGCUAUAAAUGGUAUCAGGCUGGUUUCAGACUGGUUUUUAGACAUGUGUCAGACUGAUUUCAGACUGGUAUUAGGCUGGUUUCAGACUGGUCUCAGACUGGUAUUAGGCUGGUUUCAGACUGGUUUUUAGACAUGUGUCAAACUGAUUUCAGACUGGUAUCAGGCAGGUUUCAGACUGGUUUUUAGACAUGUGUCAAACUGAUUUCAGACUGGUCUGAGACUGGUAUUAGGCUGGUUUCAGACUGGUAUUAGGCUGGUUUCAGACUGAUUUCAGACUGGUCUCAGACUGGUAUCAGGCAGGUUUCAGACUGGUUUUUAGACAUGUGUCAAACUGAUUUCAGACUGGUCUCAGACUGGUGUCAGGCAGGUUUCAGACUGGUUUUUAGACAUGUGUCAAACUGAUUUCAGACUGGUCUGAGACUGGUAUUAGGCUGGUUUCAGACUGGUAUUAGGCUGGUUUCAGACUGGUUUUUAGACAUGCGUCAGACUGAUUUCAGACUGGUCUCAGACUGUAUCAGGCAGGUUUCUGACUGGUUUACAGCAGCAGAUCCUGAGCUGCAGGCAGCAGACUAACAGCUGAGCAGAAACAGUAAAACCUCUGACUGGGAUUAAAGUCUUGUUGGUCAUCAUGACGUGUGCAGUUUGUGUCUCUGCAGUCUCUGGCGGUCUGCCAGCUGAAACCUGGAGGUCAAACUGACAGUGAACACAGAGGAGCUGGACCCCGACAACACUCAGACCACACAUCAGAUUACUUCACUCUAAAUCACAUUACGUUACAUUAUUUUACAUAUCAUUACACUGCAUUAGACUGGAGUCUGAGCGCAGAUUAGAUUAGAUGAAUCGAUCCCUGUGGGAGGCUGAACAACAACAAAUACUGAGAAAAGAAAAUGCAGACGCGAUACUUAGGAUGAUACAAACACCAUAAGCCCUUUAAAUCAUCUUUACAUCUAGUUUUAUUCUAAAACAAGAAUAUUUUCUGAUCUAAACAGGAUUAAAUGUAAUCUUCUGUCUGUGGGUGUGGUGGAUGUUUCAAACACACGGAUCUCCACAAGAUGUUUAUAUAUCCUGACGUGGUGACUGUUAGAUUCAUAUGCUCUGUCUGACCUGAUGUUUGCUGAGGAGAGUUGGUGCUGUGAUGUUUCAUUGUCACAGCAGAACAGAGUGAAAUGAGCUGUGUGUAGAUUAAAUCAGUCCCCCAGUGACUCAGUGUCUCUUCCAUUAAGCUGGAUGUGUGAGAGAUGCAUUAAAAACAGAGUCUGAGUGGCAGAGGUCCAAAACACUGGAUCCUACAUUCCCAUAAUGCACCUGGAUAGAGCCUUUCAUUUCAGCCUCACUUCAGGUAUCGCAGACCGCUGCACGGCUGUGAAGUAUCACUUCUCUCAGCCAAUCAGGCUGCGGAACAUCCCUCUGAACCUGACCAGGACUAUCCAACAGGACGAGUGGCAUCUGCUGCACCUGCGGCGCAUCACAGCGGGCUUCCUCGGCAUGGCGGCGGCCGUGCUGCUGUGUGGGAGCAUCGUGGCGUCAGUCGGGUUCUUCUGGGAGGAAAGUCUGACGCAGCACGUCUCCGGACUGCUGUUCCUCAUGGCAGGGAUCUUCUGCACCAUCUCUCUGUGCACCUAUGCAGCCAGCGUGACCUAUGACCUCUCCAGGAACCCCCCCUUCAUCUACGGCCUGCCGGCCGACGUGGAUCACGGUUACGGCUGGUCCAUCUGCUGCGCCUGGGCCAGUCUGGGUCUCACCGUGGCCUCCGGCUGCCUCGGCACCACCUUCCCCUUCCUGAGCCGGGCCGGCGCUCUGCGCUCCAAAACCGCCCGCGAGUCCUCCGUCUGAGCCGCCGCCGGCUGUCAAUCAUACGGGGGGACGGUGUUUGUUGAAGCAGGCGGCUGCACCUGGUUUAUAUAGUCCAGCUUCUGUCUGCGCCACAGCGCCACAGCGCCACAGCGCCCCCUGCUGAGUGUUACAGCUGUUUAUGAUGUGGACAUACAUGUACUGUCUGUUCAGUGACACACACACACACACACUGACACACACACACACACACACACACACUGACACACACACACACACUG